Tremella mesenterica DSM 1558 is the source of this 1826-nucleotide messenger RNA. RefSeq lists its product as uncharacterized. Bases 5 to 1552 code for a protein of 515 amino acids. NCBI's taxonomy places the organism in Eukaryota, Fungi, Basidiomycota, Tremellomycetes, Tremellales, Tremellaceae. The transcript is spliced from 6 exons. The record is from RefSeq and is a predicted model, not a curated record.
GACAAUGUAUCUCAGCUAUUCGACAUGUGAGCUGGACGGCUGUGAUAAGCCCAUCGUGACUCACGCAAACAAUCGGUGUCGACAGUGCAUGACUAUACGCUGUCAUGAGCACAUACGGGGUGUGGAGCACGAGUGUAAAAUGGUUGGGCCUGAUUUACCAGAGUGUCGCCGCAUCUGGGCUCAAAUGAAUGGUCGCCGGUGGCCGCCAUUGCUGGAAGCACUUGGUUCAGCGACUUUAGCCUCGAUUGCCUCUCGACAUCGUCCUGGACAUACGGCUACCAUCAAGAUACCAAAGGAUUGGAAUGAAGCUCGGGAAACUGACUACUUGGGAGAAUUUAAUGGUCAUCUCCCUAUCACCUUUGAUGACGGUGUGGAAUGGCUUGUUAGAUUCAGAAUGGGAUAUCCCGGAGCUCCUUCGCGAGCUAUUCAGGAGGCUAUUGUGGCAAGCGAAGUGGAAACAAUGAAAGUAUUGAAGAAUUUUGGAGUCAAGGUACCUGAAGCUUGGAAAGGUUCUCCAGUUCUUAAAGCUGGUAUCAAUGACUACCCGCUUCACUACUUUUUCAUCGAAAAGAUGAAAGGCCGGACAUGGACCGGUGUUCCUGUUCCCCUCACCGAGGGAAGAGUCUCAAAAGAGGAGAUACAGAUAGUGAUCGAUGAAUACGCUCAACUUCAAAUCAAUUUGAGCAAGGCGACGUUCCAUUCCGGUAUCGGCUCACUUCUUCCCAAAGACCACCCGCUUUCACUCCCUUCCCAGUCAACGUCUUCGAAUGACCUUCUCUCCACCGGUCCUCUCCUGACUUUCUCAGGUCCAGAAGCUCCAUUCCUCUUCGGACCCUUCAAGACCAAUCGCGAUCGAUAUCUUGCAGAAAUUGACCUGAUUUUGAAGUUGACGCGAGCCGGAUACCUGUUUUGCUAUGGUCCUCUCGACCAAUAUCUCAAGCAUCUCCACGCCAGAAGUGUUGUAGAACAAUGCGAGGAGCUGGGGAGGGAAGAGCUGGACUUCUUCAUCAAACAUCCUGACACUCACGGGAAACAACUUCUUAUGAUCGACGGACAUAUCGAGGCGGUACUUGAUUGGGAAUGGGCUUAUGUCACCACCAAAGCCGAGGCUUUCGCGUCUCCGCGAUUCUGCUGGGAACCAGAGAUGCCGGGCUGCGAGCUUGAGAAGUUGAGUCUGGAGGAUGAACUUCUCAUUCAAGCGUACGAGAGGCAUGAGAGGCCAGACCUGGCUGACUGUGUCCGGAAGGGUCAUCUAUAUCCUUUGCUCAACAGGAUGAUCGGGGAAGGGCACGAUCACCUGCUGGCGAAUCUCUUGACAAAUCUAGCUCUAGGCGUGGACUUGAAGGAUUUGCCGGCGACUAGAGAGGACUGGUUUACAGAUGCUUUGGAGAGAUUCAAGGAUGAUCCUUAUUUACAGGAUAUGAUUGAGCUGGACAAGGUGUACAGAGAGAGGGAAGAGGAAUGGUCGGAAAUUGCGAAUCGGCGUUACUUGGAGAGACUAGCACAAAGAGAGCGCGAUGCAGCCCUCAAAGAGGGGGGGAGUGCGGAGUAGUGCGAGCCGGAAUGAGGGAAAAGGAGAAAAAAAACCCGACAACCUUGUACACAUUCUCUACUCUUCACAAAUCCCUAAACUGUGUAAGAUGUCAAACUACCGACAAUGUGUGGCUGGACCAAAUGGCAGGAAGGGUUAAUGCGUUCACCGUACGUUCGAUCGUACUGCCCCAAUUCUGCCGGCAGUACUCCGACAUUGUGUUCACACACUCAGAAAGGCCACCCCGACGUUUAGAGGCUCACAACAAAGUAGGUGCAUGAAGGACAUGAAUCAU